Chara braunii is the source of this 1229-nucleotide messenger RNA. NCBI's taxonomy places the organism in Eukaryota, Viridiplantae, Streptophyta, Charophyceae, Charales, Characeae. The record is from the annotation of a GenBank genome assembly.
CUCAGGGGUCAUCGUCACACUCAAGCGCAUUGUAGCGCUGAGAAAAGGUAAUUGUGGGCCGAGAGAUUUCUCACAAAAACAUGUCAUGUCUCGUGGACUAGAUGGACGGAUUAAAUGCUUCAACCGAGGAAGUUGGAGAGACCAUCGACAUCGGAACAGAAGAACUAGUGGAAGCCAUGACGGGAGUUGAUGUGACAAUGUCGCAGCAGACAAACACCAAUGCACAAGAAGGGGGGAUGGAGAAGGAGUGUGGCAUAGGGGCGACAAUGGAUGUUGGGAUACAAAAGAUGGUGAUGGGUGAUGAUGAUGAACUUGGGAGAGGUCGCAACAGCCAUAGCACAAUCGUGAUUGGUAAAGAAGUGGCGGACAGGCAAGAUGUCGGGAAAGUGCACUUCCGUAUGUUGUGCAUUGUGCCUAACGAGAAUGUUAGAAGGAUAAAUGUCGGGGAAUGUUUUCAGUAUGCUAUCAAUUGGGGACCUAGAUGUAUACAACCUGGCAUCAUUAUAGGUGAGUACUGCUUAGCCUUCAAAUGUCGAGGAAGUUGGAUGCCUUAUCAACCACCCACGCCGCUGACAUGGCGCAAUGUCACUGCGGCCAUAGUUUUGGACAGGUUGAUCAGACUCAAUGACAGUGCAUCUCUGUCAAAUGUCUCACGUCUUUCUCUCGACAUGUGGAAUGAACUCUCGGAGGCGGGUGAUUUACGGCUCAAUGAUUUCUUGUAUGAUGGUGUGGUUUGCCGUGAGUCAUGGGUCAUGGAAGAGGACACAGGAAGAAUGAAUGUUGUGACUGAUGUCAACGAUCCUAGAAGGGAUGUGCAAUGGGGCUGGGUGCCGUCACAAAUUCCUUUUCGUUAUGGUCAUUGUAAGAUUCUUGUGCGUUAUCUCAUGGGUAAUUGUUGGAAGACUACGUACGUCAAUGACGAGUUCAGAUGUCGAUUUUUUGACAGAAAGGUGUGUGCACAGGAGAAGGAUGCCAUGACACAUGAUGGUCAUAAUGCUGGUGACUUUUGUCCACAACUUGCCCACUCUGUGCGCAUGGAAUUGUCGGACGACAAAGUUUUCAGAGGGGCUGAGAGCGUGAGGUACGAGUUGUCUAUGGAAACACAAGCUACAUACUGUGUACAAUGCUACGGCAUAUGAGACCCAAUGGUGACAAUGGAGGUGUUGCGGCUGGAAUAUGACAUCGCAGACAGUGCCAUCGAUUUGAGCAAAUUGCAUGCAUACGUGUCG